UGAGUGGAGGAAACCGAAUGACAAAAAACCUGAGUCUUUUCCUUUGGUAAAUUUAACUCCUUUUCGAGACUUGUCUUGAGCAAAAACUUACAUCUAACUGCCUUACCAUCUGCAGCUUGCAAGCUCCCACAUUUUCUUUAGCAUCCAUUUCGGUAUAAGCUCGCACUUGCUUUCCAUUUUCCCAGCAGUGAUCCAUAAUUAUGCAGAGAACAAAGUCGUCCCUUCUUCAAAUUCAACCCCCAACCUAUGGAAACCUAGUCACCAUUCUCAGCAUCGAUGGAGGUGGUAUUAGGGGCAUCAUUCCCGCUACCAUUCUCGAAUUCCUCGAAUCUCAACUCCAGGAGCUGGACGGUGAAGAAGCAAGGCUCGCAGAUUACUUUGACGUGAUUGCAGGAACCAGCACGGGUGGUCUCGUCACCGCCAUGCUAGGUGCUCCAAAUGAAAAGAAGCGACCACUUUUUUCUGCCAAAGAUAUCAAGCCCUUUUACUUGGAGCACUGCCCAAAGAUAUUCCCACAAAAGUUAGGAAUCUUCGAUGGGUACCCUAGAUCUGUCUUGAAGGCUCUGUCCGGACCUAAGUACAACGGCAAGUAUUUACAUAGCCUAGUUAAGGAAAAACUAGGUGACACGAAACUGAACCAGACACUGACAAAUGUUGUGAUCCCUACCUUUGACAUCAAGAACCUUCAGCCGACCAUCUUUUCCAGUUUUCAGGUGAAGCAUAACCCUAGCUUAAACGCCCUGCUCUCCGAUAUAUGCAUUGCAACUUCAGCAGCUCCGACCUAUCUUGCAGCUCAUUAUUUUCAAACAAAGGACGCCGAAGGCAAAGCAAUGAGAGAGUUCAAUCUCAUCGACGGAGGAGUUGCCGCAAAUAAUCCGGCACUGGUUGCUGUUGGAGAAGUGACAAGGGAAAUCAUUGAAAAUAGCCCAGACUUCGUUGCCAUAAGGCCUCUGGAAUAUGACAGAUUCUUGGUGAUAUCUUUAGGAACCGGCUGCCACAAAGCGCGAAAGUACAGUGCGGAUGAAGCAGCUAAGUGGGGUGUCUUGGGAUGGUUGACCGGUAAUGGCUCUACCCCUUUGGUUGACGUCUUCAAUCAGGCCGGUGCCGAUAUGGUUAGCUUGUAUCUCUCCGUUGUUUUAAAAGCUCUCUCCUCCCAGAAAACUUACCUCCGAAUUCAGGAUGAUACAUUACUUGGACAAAUAUCUCCCGUCGACGUAGCCACGCUGAAAAAUUUGAAUGAUCUAGUUGAAGUUGGAGAGCAAUCGUUAAAAAGGCCUGUUUCUCGGGUUAACUUGGAUACCGGUAAUUAUCAACCUUACGGCCGUGAGACCAACGCGGAGGCUCUGAAAAGGUUUGCAGAAUUGCUAUCCCAGGAGAAGCGGUUGAGGGAAUCUAAUUCUAAAAUACCAAGUGGGAAUAUUAUUGCUGACAAGGCCUAA
This is a messenger RNA of Prosopis cineraria, 1439 nucleotides long. Its product is annotated as patatin-like protein 2. The record is from RefSeq and is a predicted model, not a curated record. Lineage: Eukaryota; Viridiplantae; Streptophyta; Magnoliopsida; Fabales; Fabaceae. The transcript has 8 exons. Gene Ontology annotation, biological process: lipid metabolic process. Gene Ontology annotation, molecular function: glycerophospholipase activity; monoacylglycerol lipase activity. Bases 201 to 1439 code for a protein of 412 amino acids.